Messenger RNA from Mycetomoellerius zeteki, 1080 nucleotides. RefSeq names its product complement C1q binding protein P32 (gene P32). Gene Ontology annotation, biological process: cytosolic ribosome assembly. Bases 138 to 941 code for a protein of 267 amino acids. NCBI's taxonomy places the organism in Eukaryota, Metazoa, Arthropoda, Insecta, Hymenoptera, Formicidae. The transcript has 5 exons. The record is from RefSeq and is a predicted model, not a curated record. Gene Ontology annotation, cellular component: mitochondrial matrix.
GAAACUGGCUGCGCACCGGAAGCUCGGCACAGGACAGGGAUCGCCGUGACGCAAUCAUUUCUCUCGUGUUGGACGCCGUACUUGCCGUAUUCAUCACGUUGUAUCGUGUAAUUUUCUGCCGUUAAUUUUCCUCCAUCAUGAACGGCAUCGUAAGGAGCGCGUUUCGCACCACGGCAAUCCGCGGCAUGCUGUCGUCCUCGAGCAGCAGCAACCGCAGCGGCCAACCCGCCAGGGCUCUGUGGAACGUGUGUGGUCGCCGGCAAAUCGCCGAGAUCACGCCUCUCAUUUCCACGCCUAAACUGCAUGAUCUCCGCGUCCAAAAAUGUUACAGCACGUCGCACACCAAAGCGGAGAAGGAAUUAGUAGAAUUUCUGGCUGAGGAAAUAGUAGCGGAAAAGAAGGCACAGAAAUUGAAGAUGAUACCGACAACAUUAGAUGGCUUUUCAUUGUCCCUCAAUGGUGCUGAAGUCAGUCUUGAAAAGAAAGACGGCACCGAUACUAUCCGUAUUUCAUUUAAUGUGAACCAUACAGUAGACGCAGAUACUGAAACAGAAAUGAAUCCUUCUAGUGAUAAUGUAGAUAUUGGCGAAAUGAAGAGCAAGCCGAAUUUUACAGUAGAUAUAGUGAGGGGUAAUCAGACUCUAGGUUUUUCAUGUUCUUUUAACAACCAAGCUGGUGCAUCAGGUGCCGAUGAUAAUUUUAAUGACAUAUUUGGUAUUGAUGAAAUCACGCUAUACGAAGGCGAACACAAUGAAAAAGUAUACUCCGUAGCUGGUGAAAUCGUCGACGGGUAUCUGUACGAUCUACUGAUGAACUACCUCGAAGAGAAAGGUAUCUCAAACGAAUUUGCAGAGAAACUGAUCGAUUUGAGCACAUGCUAUGAGCAUACAGCCUACGUUAGCCUAUUGGAGGGCUUAUCAAAGUUCACAUCUGGAAAGUAAUUCUAGAAAUUAAUAUUAAGAUUAUCUGCGAUUUUCAUAAUAAUGUGAUUCAUAAGAAUUGUUAAUAAAAUUAUGUGCUGACGCGUAUUUUUACUGAUUAAUUUCCAAGCAUUCAAACAAAAUGGAGUACGUUAAAAUU